Messenger RNA from Sceloporus undulatus (fence lizard), 8020 nucleotides. RefSeq names its product protein tyrosine phosphatase non-receptor type 11 (gene PTPN11). The record is from RefSeq and is a predicted model, not a curated record. Bases 1 to 2046 code for a protein of 681 amino acids. Gene Ontology annotation, molecular function: protein tyrosine phosphatase activity. Gene Ontology annotation, biological process: protein dephosphorylation. Lineage: Eukaryota; Metazoa; Chordata; Lepidosauria; Squamata; Phrynosomatidae. The transcript has 17 exons.
AUGCCGAGUGAAGAGGUGCAGCCCAUGUGGAGGCCUUCCACCGGCAAGGUGCUAUAUUCGUCCCUGGAGAGGGUGCCUGUGGGUGGCCAGGACCAAGAGGAUAUAUGGAGGACACUGGCACAGGAGCAAGGCAUUGCUGGGCUGCAACCAGCUCUGCCAGCCCCCAACACGUGGUUUCACCCCAACAUCACCGGCGUGGAGGCAGAGAACCUGCUCUUGACACGAGGCGUGGAUGGCAGCUUCCUGGCCCGGCCCAGCAAAAGUAACCCAGGGGACUUCACCCUGUCAGUCCGGCGGAAUGGGGCAGUCACUCACAUCAAGAUACAGAAUACAGGGGACUACUAUGAUCUCUAUGGCGGGGAGAAGUUUGCUACCUUGGCUGAGUUGGUCCAGUAUUACAUGGAACAUCAUGGGCAGCUCAAGGAGAAGAAUGGAGACGUGAUCGAGCUCAAGUAUCCACUCAACUGUGCUGACCCCACGUCAGAAAGGUGGUUUCAUGGUCAUCUGUCUGGAAAAGAAGCAGAGAAGCUGUUAACGGAAAAAGGGAAACAUGGGAGCUUCCUGGUCCGUGAGAGUCAGAGCCAUCCUGGAGACUUUGUCCUUUCUGUCCGGACGGGGGAUGAUAAAGGGGAGAGCAAUGAUGGGAAAUCCAAAGUGACGCACGUCAUGAUCCGAUGCCAGGAUAUGAAGUACGAUGUUGGUGGAGGGGAGAAAUUUGACUCCUUGACCGACCUGGUAGAACAUUACAAGAAGAACCCCAUGGUGGAGACUCUGGGCACGGUUCUUCAGCUGAAGCAGCCCCUCAACACCACACGCAUCAAUGCAGCAGAGAUUGAAAGCCGUGUUCGGGAGCUGAGCAAGCUGGCUGAGACCACGGACAAAGUGAAGCAGGGCUUUUGGGAAGAAUUUGAGACUCUCCAGCAGCAAGAAUGCAAACUUCUCUACAGUCGGAAAGAGGGGCAGCGCCAGGAGAAUAAGAACAAGAACCGUUACAAAAAUAUUUUGCCCUUUGACCAUACCAGAGUUGUCCUUCAUGAUGGUGAUCCAAACGAGCCUGUUUCCGACUACAUAAAUGCCAAUAUUAUCAUGGUAAGAGCACUUGGAGUUCUGAGAAUUUCUUCUGCGAAUCACGGCUUGGCCUCCGCCGCUGCGGGGGAAGCUGGGUGGCGGCGGCGGCGGAGGCCAAGCCUCGGCUUCCUUGCCGCCGCCGUGAAAGGGCGCGAUGCCGGUGCUGGAGGCCUCUUGGCCCCCAACAGCACUGCCACCGGGCCUUUCCUGCGGUGGCGGCAAGGAAGCCAGUUGAGGAAAUGGGCACACUUUGCCCCCUCCCAUUAUCCUGUCUCAUCUUUCCAGAGCAAAUGUGUGAAAUAUUGGCCAGAUGAACAUGCGCUAAAGGAAUACGGUGUGAUGCGUGUCCGGAACGUCAAGGAGAGUGCAGCUCACGAUUACACAUUACGAGAACUCAAGCUUUCCAAGGUUGGACAGGGCAACACAGAGCGGACGGUGUGGCAAUAUCAUUUCCGAACCUGGCCUGAUCAUGGUGUCCCCAGUGAUCCAGGUGGCGUUCUGGAUUUCCUUGAAGAGGUUCAUCACAAGCAGGAAAGCAUUGCAGAUGCUGGUCCUGUUGUGGUCCAUUGCAGUGCUGGAAUCGGACGGACCGGAACCUUCAUUGUGAUUGAUAUUCUCAUUGACAUCAUCCGAGAGAAAGGAGUGGACUGUGACAUUGAUGUCCCGAAGACUAUCCAAAUGGUUCGCUCCCAACGGUCAGGAAUGGUGCAGACAGAGGCUCAGUAUCGAUUUAUCUACAUGGCAGUGCAGCACUACAUUGAGACGUUACAGCGCAGGAUUGAGGAAGAGCAGAAGAGCAAGAGAAAAGGGCACGAGUACACAAAUAUUAAGUAUUCGUUAGCGGACCAGGCCAGCGGAGACCAGAGUCCCCUCCCGCCAUGUACUCCAACCCCGACCUGUCCUGAGAUGAGGGAAGAUAAUGCCAUGCGAGUCUAUGAAAAUGUCGGUCUGAUGCAGCAGCAGAAAAGCUUCAGAUGAGAUUUUGAGAUCCCAGUGUUUUUUUUAAUAAGAAAGUGAAGCGAAGCGACUUGAGAAGCAUCCCACGAAGAGUGGACUUUUGACAGCUACGUAGAGCCUCCCUUUAUUUAUGGUGUUUAACCCUUCAGUAAUAAGCAGAACUUGAGACCAUCCUUCGCCGAAAGCUCCUUUUUCUCCAGAAUGUCUGAUUUCUACAAUUACUGAUAUUUUUUGUUUGUUUUCCAUUGUCAGACACAAAGUGCAGACCAAUAUGCUGUUGUACUUGAAAGUUUUGUUUUAUUCUUGCUCCUGGAUUUCGAGGUUUUAGAACUGUUUCAGAUGAUGAGAUUCUUUCUAUUUUGUUAAUUCUUCCUCUUUAAAACUAGUUAAAUCUGAGUGCUUUGGGGGACAAAUGGUUUGUCUUACUCCAACAUUUGUCCUCCUUUUCUUCCUUUCCCUCCGGCUCUGCUUCCAAGGAAGUGCCGAUGACCAUCCAUUAGAACAGCAGGGCCUGUUGAUUAGCUAAUUUUCAGUCUUGCAUCUAGUCCUCAUGGUGGACUGUGUUUCUUCCCCACCACCACCACCCUUGAAAUUAAAAUCAGGGGUUUAUUUGUCCUAGAACUUCCAAUGAUGCGGUUUUUGCACCAGAUUGAAACUGAAUUUGUUUCCUAACAACCUACCCAGCAAUUGUUGGUGUGUGUGUGUGUGUGUGUGUGUGUGAGAGAGAGAGAGAGAGAUGGGACUGGUUAUUUGUACAAAAUUCUGAUGGUGUUUCUUACAUUGGUUCGGAGGGGCUGAGAGAAUACUUGGGAAUACAAAAUGGUGGUGUCCCCCGUUUGUCACUUAACCUGGCUCCUUGUUGUUGCCUAUAUACAUUCUUGUCUUCUUUAAUACCCUUCUUGCAAGCAACCCAGAGGCAUCCCAACAGCUGCUCUUUUAAAAACGGAACCAUGGUCAGCUGAAGGAGCCUCAGGAAUUUUCCAGAAGGGUUCUCCAGUGGCCACUUCACAUUUUUUGUGGUGGCCGCAUUGUUCCUGGCAUUGCUUGGCUACAGAAGGGCACUCUUGCUUUCGGUUGCCUUCAGUGGCCAGUGAGAUGGGCAUCUUGCAAAUGUUUCUUUGCUGUGAGCUCCAUACAGCUAGAUAUUCUCUCAGUGCUCUGCCUUUUUUUGAAGUGCCUUCUCCCCUAAGCCUGCUUGGCUUGGUUGAUUUCUUCUUUCCUUGUGGCUUCCACUGGAGAGGUGUCCUUAAGGUUUUGUGUGUUGGCCUCCUCAUGGUGAUGGAAGUGUUUUAAAUAUUUCUGGCUCUGCAGAAACCUUACACCUGACUUGAAAGAGUGUGUAUGGGUGCUGCUUCCCACCUUGGUCCUCCAUUGCGGAAUGCUUAUGUCCCUUCAAGAUCUCGGCAUCUGGAAUAGCCAGUGCUUCCUCAGCUUUCUUUGAAAGACCUGAACAUUGGCAUUGGUGCCUUUCUCUGUGGACUGCUGGUUCCUUUAAGCCCAUGUGGACAGGAGAGUUUCUGCUCUUCGAUAUGGAAGCAGGCUGGUUAGGUAUCUCUCUUGCAAGAGCUUUAAACCUAACUUUUCAUGCAAUGUCAUUAAAAUUAGCUCCUUGGUGCCCAGGCAGUGUGUAUAUCAUAUUUAUGAUAAAAUAAAGCAAAGGUGACCCUCAGGAAAGUGAUAUCCUGUUGUCAAGAACACACAGAGCAAACCUGCACACUUUCUCUUGUCGUGUAAUGUGUUGACUUGGCCAUUGGUUUGGCAUUGCUAGCCAUUGGGAGCAUGAAGGCAUUAACAGAGGCCCUCUGCCUUUUGGGAAUCAUUUCACCCACCGCACCAAAUAUUGGAGAGUUCUAGCCAUUGUUUGCCUGAUUUCCGGUCUUCAAAACCAUGAGGGCUAGAACCUUGUGUAGGAAGUUGAAUUCUGUCCCUUAUCGUAUGUUGUUCUGAACUGCAGCAUAACACACAGCCCACAGUGUUGCCUGUUCAGCUCAGUGGCAUUAAAAAUUGGGAGGAAGGGAAAUCAUAAGUUUUCUGCUGCUUCCUUUGCAUUCCCUUUUUGGCUGUAUAUCUUGUCUUCAAACACGGAAUUCCUGUAACUGGCUUUGCCAGAAAUCUUUGUGUCUUAUUUCUCAGCCUAGUGGUACAGCCCAGUCGCCAGCCUAGAUGUGGCCCUAGGCUGUUCCACUCCGGCCCUUUUUGCCUUCCUUCAUCUUUGUGUCACAGAAGGCUUCCAUACAGCUUGGUGGUGGCCAUGGUUUGAAAGGUCAGAGCUCCCAAAAAUGAUGGGGCAACCAAAGGAGACCUCCAACCGUGGACAAUGUUGGCAAGCGCAGAGGUUUCUUUUGUUACAAGCAAACAAUGGUGACAAUGUAAAUAUUGGCCAUUUUGGUCCUGUUGAAUGAUCUCCUGUGGCCAUUAGUUGGACUGUGGGCCAGAGGUGGGCAUCUUGGCCUACAUUCUACUGUUAGUCCCAGUUAGGGGAGUCAAAUGUGUUGAUUCCUUGGUGUUUCCCUGUGUGUUGAAUCCUCAUUCAACAAAUGAUUCAAUGGAAGGAUGGAAGAUGUAAUCCAAUACAUCACCAGGUUGGGGACGUCCCUGUGGAGCAGACGGGAAAAGGGCUUCCAUUGGCAUCCGCACCUCCCCCUUCUUUCCAAUGCGCUACCUUUGAACUGAAAUUGAGGGGAAAGUAUGUAUGCUGUUUUAAAGGAUGAGUAAGGGCUGUGUGGUGAUGUUGGGUAGCUAAGAGUGGUGUGUUUGUGUGCUGUGGAGGUGAAGAGAAAGCACCAGGCCACACAUUCUCACAGGAACGCUUUUGCCUUAGAUUGGUGGGGUCCAAAGGGGAGCCCAAGUGGAGCUGGUUUUUUGGGGGUGGUUGAAGACCCAUCUGAAUAAUGCUCCAGGUGCUGUUAGAUUGCCACAGUUAAAAAGCCUUCUGUUGGCUCCCCCUUCCAAAUAACUCCCCCCAAAUCCCCGAAAGACCCCUCCAGUUUCACGGCUUGCAAAUGGAAGAGACAAAAUUGGAAGGAUGCAAUUUUUACAAAAGAAAAGAAAAAGAGAGACCUCCUCAGUGAGCAUUUUCAAAGGAGGGAGCGCCACCUUGAGCAGAGUGUUGCCAUUUGCAUUUAAUAUUAGUGUUUAAAGUAGCUCUCUUCAAAACCCUAGGUUUAUCCUUUUGGAUGUCUCUGUUAUGAAGAUACCACAUGUAAAACACCACGGUAACAAACCGGAUGGGUUUGGGCUUUGUCCUUCCAGCUUUUUUUUGGGGGGGGGGCUUGCCUCUUCCUCCUGGCUUGCCCCCAAAGGGUUGCUCCUAGGUGAGGGAUAGGGGAUGGAAUCAUUUUGGACUGUGUCCCCAACCUGCCAGAACCCCAACCCCUUUGGCAUGCUGGAGAGGACAGUUUUCCAUAUUCACCACCUCCUCCAUCCUUGUCUGGUCAGGGAAAGGUAUGAGUCUCCUUGUGGUGUGUCUAUGGCACCUUGAUGUUUUUGUAGAAAUGCGUUGUCUGGGACAUGCGCUGAACUUUGAAGAGCAUAUGAUAAAGGAAUGUCAUUUUUGAAACUUGAAAAAAAUAACCCUUCUUGAAGAUUGUGUGAGGAAAUGAACUUGAAUGAGAUCUCUAGGCCUUGCUGAAAACCAAAAGAAGAUGAGUUUGGUGGUCUGUUUGUCUGUCUUUCUUAAAGCUGUCUCUACUGAAUCUCACUGUGAGUGUUUCUGAUUCAAGCCAGACCUCGGUGAAUGUCAGUAGCACAACGACACAUCUCCCCACCCCUUGGUUGUGACUACAGUCCACAGGUGUCUCUCUGUGUGCAUGUAGAGUGUCUUCAAAGUCGUGAAUCAGUUUUCUGACCAUGUACAAGAUGGAAUUGUGAACAAAGGACGGGAAGAGGAGUCGGCUUGGCAGUUGUUCAGGCUUCAAGUCAAAAAGUAGGUUUUAUGUUUCCAAGCUGCUCUGUCAGGGAAGAUGUACCCUCUGGGAUGCGGCGAGGAGGCUGUCCUUCCAUUCUGGAAUUGGGCUUGUGUCAUCACUUUGGUGUUGGGAAAGUGUUAUUUUUUCCUUUGAAGGAAAUUGGCAAAAUCUGAAAUGCUGAUUCUUUUGGCAGUCUUCUCAGUGACUGGGAAAUGGUGCUUUUCUGAUCCAAUCAAUGCACAGUCCCCUUCUUUCCUGUUGUCUUUUGGGAGAGGGAUUUGGAUCUCUCCCUGGCUGGUUUGCUUGCCCUGGACUCUGAAAUGUAACCCCUCAUUCCAGGGGGAGCAAGUCCCAGACUCUGUCAGAAAGCAGCUAGUGCGGAGCUUGGGAAAGUUCCUUUUUUGGGGUGUGCCACACUCAGAAUCCCUUGGCCUGUGACUUUUAGGCAAAGUUGCCUCAUGGCUGUUUCCCUUCUCUACAUAUUCUAUAAAUCGGCUUUCCUCAACCUGGCAUGCUCCCGAGCUUUCAGCCCCCUGAAAGUAACUUGCCCAAGCUAGAGUAUGCAUUGCAGGGAGGAGCAGUCGCUUAGGUCUGUGGCAGUAGGGAUGGGAGAGCUCAGUUGCUCCUACUGGAGAGAGCAAGCAGAAUUGGAUCUCGGCUCUUGGAGGAGGCUCCCUGUUGUAUCUUUGCAUGGGUCAGUCUCUAAGGAAGAUCUCACUGGUUCUUGUACACACUCCAGAGCUUUUGGGGCUGAAGGAUGUCUCAAUUCUUAAUUUUGAAGGAAAGGUUAGGAAGCACAGCGAAGGGCCAGGGUGUGGGUGGGAUUGGGCCUGGCAUCUCCCCUGUGUGGCUCCCCUGCCCCAGUGGAAGAGGCUUUGCUGGUGGGCCAUCGCUUACUGAAUGUUGGGUAUGCACUUCUUUUUUUAACUCAAUCUUAAAAAAGAAAAGAAUGACCACCUCCUGAUAAACCUUGACCAAAUCUUCCUUUGAUUUCCCCCUAGCCCCAGAAAAUUGGUGGGUUUCCCCAAAAAACAUUGCCAUGAACUUUGCUGUCCUUUUAGAGGAUUGUCAAGGUUGGGGACGGGGGAGAGGACUUGAGAACUAGCAGGGCUGGACAACUUGAGGGCUAGGAACUUGAUGCUAGCUUUGGAUGCAUUGAAUGGUUUUUCCACUCCAGGUGUUUGGAUGGCUAGUUGGAUCGUCAUGUUUUGUUGGGUGUUUUGUUGUUUUGGGGUGGGGUUUGUCUUUGUCCGAACUUUAAUUCCUAUCGCCGGGUCACUUCAAGCCUGUUUUCUUAAUUUAUGAACACUCUUGCGACUCUUGAGAACAGUUUUUUCUUAGCGGCUUGGUGAGAGAUCUUUCUGAUGUUCAUAAGCUUCUCAACCCCUCCUUCUGAACUCCCCAUUCCCCUUCCCAGCAAUGUAUGAAGUAUUGUACCAGAGUAUUAAAAUGAAAUGUAAUAUUUUAUCAAGGGGGGAGGGAUUAAGAAAAGAAGCUCAACCUUCUCCUUUAAAAGGAACACACACAAGAUGCCAUUGAUUUUUUUAAAAAAUGUGAAUAAUGUACAUGGUUCCAGGUGUGCUGUUCUCUUCUGCUUUUGAGAGUGGGCACGAGCUGCAAGUGCUUGCACUGGCAAAGGCCCAUUGAAUCCUAUGGGCUUAUGCCAAUGUAAGAGUUGUGUGGGAUUGCCCAGUGUUUCUUGGUUUCUGCCCAUAUAUUCUGUCAGCUUUCCCUAACCCGGCCCCCUCCCAAUAUGUUGGACUAUAUUUCCCGGAUGACCUCUGAGACAUGCGGUCCAGCACAUCAGGAGGGAGGGAGAAAGCUCCUGUAGACCAUUUUGCAAUUGUCGAUGUAUGACAUUAAAAGGAAAAAACAACAGCAACGUAGAUCAUGUAUAGAAAAACACAAAAAUCUUUAGUGAUUGUCUGUUUCCAGCCGGUAUUUAUGGGAGUUGAGUGGCUUCAUUGCUGAUUGUGCUGUGAUUUUUUUUUUAAAAAAAAUUGCUCCAAGGCUUAUCAGAGUAAAAAAGCAUUAUUUGUAAAACAUCAUGACGUCAAAAAUAGGAAUUAAAAACAAAAAACAAAAUC